Molecule: messenger RNA, 2490 nt
Organism: Astyanax mexicanus (Mexican tetra)
Lineage: Eukaryota; Metazoa; Chordata; Actinopteri; Characiformes; Acestrorhamphidae
Gene: smpd5
Product: sphingomyelin phosphodiesterase 5
Exons: 8
Coding region: 296-2035 (579 amino acids)
Biological process (GO): sphingomyelin metabolic process
Cellular component (GO): extracellular region; cytoplasm
Molecular function (GO): sphingomyelin phosphodiesterase activity
Source: RefSeq, a predicted model, not a curated record
GAGCGGGAGUGAGGGAGGGAGAGGGGUAGAGGGAAUGGGUGAGAGGGAGAAACCGCUGUUUUCAGUUUUACAGGCUUUUAUCUCUUUAUAUUUAAAGCUAAAACGAUACUAGAGCAGAUGAACUGCUGUUUUUGAGGUAAAACUGUGGGAAUAUUAGCAGAUUUGGGCUGAUUCUGUGCUGUUUCAGGACUACAGGCUGCUUCAGUAAAGGGUCAGUGUCCGGCUGCAGAUGGAGCCGUGUGGGAUAUGAAAUGAGUGGACAUCUCUUGCAUUGCGGCGUCUUUUUGCUGGAGGAAUGUCUCUGAGAGAAUCCCCGUUCCCAAAUGGCUUCGCGGAGGCUCUCCACACUUUGGGUUGGGGCCUGGUCUUCCCCUGCUUCUGGCUCCUGGACCGCCUCAUCGCUGUCUGCAUCUCCACCAGCCUGGAGCGGAACCGGAGACGGGAGGAGGAGUGCUACCUCCAUCCUCUCAAGGUGUUUUUUGGCUUCCUGCUCUUUCUCCUCCUCUUUAUCGUUUCUACACCAUUUGCCUUCCUGGGGUUCCUGUUUUGGGCUCCUCUUCAGCUCGCACGGCGGCCUUUCUCUUACCGCCACCAGGUGACGACUGUGGAGAUGGAGAACCGUAAUGUGGGCUGGGAGGAGUCUGGAAGGGUGACUUUCGGGUUUGUAACCGCCAACGUGUGCCUACUGCCAGACGGGUUGGCCCGGUUUAACAAUUUGGGCCAUUCCCAGAACCGAGCGAUGGCCAUUGGCCAGAGCAUCAUUCAGGGCGUUAGUCGUCCACAUAUUCGCAUUUUAAUUGACUCGCCCAGCAGCUGUGGGACCCUCAGUCCUUCCAUUAGCCUUCUUCCACAGUCUGGAAGUAUGUCCUAUGGAGCUACGGAUGCUCAGGUGCAAGGCGGUACGGAUGAACAGACUGUAGAGGAUGUUUUGGAUGGAGAACUACCCAAAGCGUCCAACACUGGUGGCGCCAAUGCCAACGCCAACACCAGUGUGCAUACAGCUGGCAGCCAGCAGCAGCCUGCAACAUGGAACUCAAACCAGAACUCCAACCAGCAGGGCAGCCGAGGCCGCAGGAACCCUCCAAGAGCCUUACGGACUCUGGGCAAGGCUGGAGACUCGCCUCUGGACGUGUCCACGCUGUUUCCAGCCAAUGUGGACAUUGUGUGUCUAGAGGAAGUGUUCGAUAAAAGGGCGGCCGCUAAGCUCACAGAGGCUUUAGGGUCAGUCUUUGGACAUAUUUUGUAUGAUGUUGGCGUCUACGCCUGCCAGCCUUGCGGGACCUGUUCCUCGUUUAAGUUCUUCAAUAGCGGCCUGUUCCUGGCCAGUCGCUUCCCAGUGCUGGACGCCCAGUACCACUGCUUUCCCAAUGGACGAGGGGAGGAUGCUCUGGCAGCCAAAGGCCUACUCUCUGUUAAGGUGCAGAUCGGAUUAGAUAAGGGAGAGAGGAGAAUGGUGGGGUAUUUUAACUGCACUCAUCUCCACGCUCCAGAGGAGGACGGAGCGAUCCGGUGCGAGCAGCUGGACAUGGUGACCCAGUGGAUCAGCGAGUUCCAGACGACGACCCGGCAGCAGGAUGAUCUGGUGGUGUUUGAUGUUCUCUGUGGGGACUUUAACUUCGAUAACUGCUCUCCAGACGACAGACUGGAGCAGAACCACUGUCUGUUUAACGACUAUAGAGACCCAUGCAGGGCUGGACCUGGCAAAGAGAAGCCGUGGGUUAUAGGCACUCUGCUGCAGCAGCCUACGCUGUACGACGAGAAUGUGAAAACUCCAGAUAACCUGCAGAGGACGUUGGAGGAUGAGGAGCUGCGUAAGGUGUAUCUCGCCCCGCCCGUAUCUCAGGGCAGUGCUGCCCUGGUGUAUCCUGAGGCUGGUGAGCCGUGGGUGGGCCGUCGUAUUGAUUACCUCCUCUAUAGAGAGAGCACCCUCACGGACCACUGCCGGACAGAGGUGGAGGAGUUUACGUACGUGACGCAGCUGGCUGGAUUAACGGAUCACAUUCCUGUUGGGCUGAGACUGAACGUCACGCUGUGAACCAGCAUUACGCGGCUGCAGAGAACACACUGUAUACACUGCAGUGAUCAGGGGACCUGCUCACCACACCGACCUGAGCUUCAACACGGAGAGGACCACUUUAAACAUCUCAGCUGUACUGCUUCAGUUUAUAUUCAUAACUAAUUCAAACUGAAAUCACAUCCCCUCAAAUCAAAGCACUUCUAAACCCAAAGACGUGCUAAAUAAAUAGAAAUAUUAUGAUUUAAUAUAAGAUUAUUGUUAUAAUUAUUAUUAUUAUUAAAUCAAACUUCAAACAUGUUCCAUUUCCGUUGUUUAAAUUCUGCUGGUACAAAGGCCUUGUCUGUAGUCCACACGCAGAAGAUACCUGACCUGAGUUUGUAAUUCCUGAAAUACGUUUUGUUACUUUACACUACUUGACUUUUUCAUAUCAUCGUUUAAAUGAUUCCGGGAAUCUAUUUUAAUAAAAUACGAUA